CUUUUAUUUAUUUAUUUAUUUUAAUAAAAAAAUUUAUAUUAUUAUUGUGACAAAUCAAAAUAAUAACAAAAAAAGUAGUAACAGUAUUGGUGUUGCUGAUAACAAACACAAGACUCCUUAAGAAAAGCCAACCCACCCCCACGCGAAGAAGAAGAGCAGAAGAGGAAAGCGAAGGCCAACAAAGAAAUAAAAGAAAGAGCAGAAUAAGCCAAUAAGGGUGUCUCUCUCUUGGACCGAUUCGUUUUAAUCGCAUCUCUCCUUCUACUCCUUCCUAUUCCCUUGUAUCCCCUCUCUCUCUCUCUCUCUCUCUCUCUCUCGCCUUUCCCUUCCCAUCCGUUCCCUUCACCACAUAUAUGUAACACAUACAUACAAACAACAGCAAAUCAGACCGUAUAUAACAGGCACAACAAGGAAGGAAAGUAAAGGAAAAGAAAGAUAAAACCAAAAGAUGAGAAGAGUUAUGGUGGUGGGAGCAUUAGUGUUGGAUUUGUUUUGUGGUGGCCUUUCAACAGAUAUAAUUCCAUUCAUUUGAUUCCCUCUCUCUCUCUCUCUCUCUCUCUCUCUCUAAUUUUCUUUGUAUUCCUGCGAAUAAUGAGGAAAGGAGGAGAAGAAUAGUUUUGUACUAGUACCUGUCUGUCUCAUUCCCCCUUUUUUUUUUUCGGGGUCUCAUUGAAGAGUCCGCCUUGGCUUGGGGGGCAUCAGCUAAUCAUCUUUUCAUGCUUCUUAUGUGCUAGCGUUAUUGCUGCCUUUCACAUUGCUCCAUAACUCCAUAUUACCCAUACCCUUUUAUCUCUUCUUUCUUUCUCUUCAUCAAAUACACACACCACAAACAUCAAAGCUUCAUUUCUCUCCCAGUCGUUCUAUAUAUCUGUCUAUCAAUGGCCGUUCAAGCUCAAUACCCUUCAAAUGUUCUCCUUCUAAACAGAAACGGGCAAGAGGGUCAUGAUUAUUCAUUGCAACCACAACCAGGAAGAUUUCUUGAUCAAUCCCAUAUGCUAUUCACCAAUGGAGGGGCUAAUAAUCCUCGCAAGAGAGGAAGAGAAAUGUCAGCAGCAGCGGCAACGGUAGCAAUUACAACCACCACCACCGGUGGCAUCACAACAGGGCCAACAAUCAAUCCAUUCUCUAUGCAAUCUCAAGCUCCUCAGUUAAUAGAACUCUCUCAACUCCAUAACCACCACCACCAACACCACCCCUCUCAACCAAAUGUUGUCUCCACCGGCCUAAAGUUAUCCUUUGGCGACCAACAGCAACAGCAGCAACAAAUACAACAAAAUCACCAUUAUCAGAGCCAGCAACAUCAGAGUUUUGUAUCCCAAUCCUCUCCUUUCUUAUCCUUGUUAUCAGAAGAUUUUGCCACCGAAAUUAAACGCCAAAGAGACGAGAUAGACCAAUUCAUUCAAGCCCAGGGAGAGCAGUUGAGGCGCACAUUAGCCGAGAAGAAGCAGAGGCACUAUCGUGCUCUGCUGAGCACGGUGGAGGAAUCAAUAGCCAGACGACUGAAGGAGAAAGAAGCAGAAGUCGAAAAGGCCACUCGACGAAACGCCGAAUUAGAGGCACGUGCUGCCCAACUCAGUGUGGAGGCGCAGGUUUGGCAGGCGAAAGCCAGGGCACAAGAGGCUACGGCGGCAUCUCUACAGGCGCAACUGCAGCAGGCGAUAAUGAGCGGAGGAGUGGCGGCGCAAGAUAACAGGAGAGGAGACGACGGCGGGCUAGGAUGCUCCGGGGGAGUAGAGGGGCAGGCGGAGGAUGCGGAGUCCGCUUACGUUGAUCCCGAGAGGGUGAUAGUGACAGCAGGUCCGAGUUGCAAGGGGUGCCAGAAACGGGCAGCAACGGUGGUGCUGCUGCCGUGUCGGCAUAUGUGUCUCUGUACAGAAUGUGACCAAGUGGUUCAAGCUUGCCCACUUUGCCUCCAAGUAAGAAAUUCCAGUGUAGAGGUUUUUCUGUAUUAGCCCAAUGCAGUAGGCCUGGGCCCAUUAAGAAGCCCAGCCCAUAUGGGAUUGAAAGUUUUAAAAAGGAAAAGAAAAAAAAAGGAAAAAUAAAAAAAAUAAAUAAUUCUGAGUAAAAUAAUACUGAAAGACUUUUUUGAA
Messenger RNA from Hevea brasiliensis (rubber tree), 2090 nucleotides. RefSeq names its product E3 ubiquitin-protein ligase BOI. Lineage: Eukaryota; Viridiplantae; Streptophyta; Magnoliopsida; Malpighiales; Euphorbiaceae. The record is from RefSeq and is a predicted model, not a curated record. Bases 879 to 1952 code for a protein of 357 amino acids. Gene Ontology annotation, molecular function: ubiquitin-protein transferase activity. The transcript is spliced from 4 exons.